Patella vulgata (common limpet) is the source of this 4498-nucleotide messenger RNA. Its product is annotated as protein phosphatase 1 regulatory subunit 7. Lineage: Eukaryota; Metazoa; Mollusca; Gastropoda; Patellidae. The record is from RefSeq and is a predicted model, not a curated record. Gene Ontology annotation, molecular function: protein binding. The transcript has a single exon. The coding region runs from base 118 to 1086 and encodes 322 amino acids.
UUAGGAAAUCGUCUCCGCAUUCUCAAAAUAUUUUGUUUUAAAAAGAAAUUGAGAAUUAGAAAGUAAAAAAAAAUCAUAAAAUAUCAAAGACAACCACAGCAGAAUCACGAAUAAGUAAUGGCUGACGCUAAAGAAGACAGUAAUAGUUCGGUUGAGAUGGAAAAAGCAGACGAAAGUCCAGUAGAAGACGUGAAGGAGGUAGUUAUUGUGGACAGAAACGCGAUUGACAUCGAUUUCAAUCAGAGCAGAAUAGCAAAGUUAGAAAAUUUAGAAAAUCUUCCUAACGUCGAAACUUUGUGUUUUCGUCAAAAUCUUAUAAAGAAAAUUGAAGGUCUGGCUUCUCUGACAACCCUUACAGAAUUGGAUCUCUAUGACAAUCAACUAGAACAUAUCGAAAAUCUCGAAACUUUAGUGAAUUUAGAAGUUUUGGAUUUAUCAUUCAACAGAAUUAAAGUUAUUCAAGGUAUUGAAUCAUUGACAAAAAUAAAAAAACUCUACUUAGUCAACAAUAAAAUCGAAAAAAUUGAAGGAAUCGGCAGUCAGACUGAAUUGGAAAUGCUGGAAUUAGGUGCCAACCGAAUAAGAGUUAUAGAAAAUUUGGAUCAUUUGACAAAGUUGCGUAGUUUGUUUAUAGGGAAAAAUAAGAUCACUAAGUUGGAAGGUUUGGAUAAAUUAGUCCAUUUGCAGUGUUUGAGUAUACAGAGCAACCGAAUAUUAAAACUGGAAGGUCUGGAUAAUUUAGUUCAUCUUGACGAACUGUACAUUAGUCACAAUGGAAUAGAAGUUAUAGAAGGACUCGAUGGAAAUACGCAGUUAACAACACUAGAUUUAGCAAACAACAGGAUAAAAAAAAUAGAAAAUAUCUCGCAGCUAACAGAAUUGGCAGAAUUCUGGUUUAAUGACAACCAAGUUGAUUCGUGGAAUGAAAUUGACCAUCUUCAAGCAUUACCAAAUCUGGAGACAGUUUACAUGGAACGAAAUCCAAUCUGGUAUGGGGAGGAUGGUAAAAUCUGUCCAGAUUACAGGAGAAAAAUAAUUCUUGCUUUACCAAAGCUGAAGCAAUUAGAUGCCACACUUCUUAGAUAAACUUACCGGUUCAUUAAAUUAGUUAAACUUGUUAUUACCACAACAUAGUGAAUAUUUUAUGCAUAUAAUCAAAAUGCAAUCAAGCCACAUUAUCUAUCAAUCAUCAUCAGUUUAAUUAACAUCAUUCUGUUCCAUGGUAAUUUUUGGUUCAUUACUCAACCUUAUCCUGGUUCUAAAGACAUUUCUUUGUUAGGUGCAUUCAGUUGUGCACAGAUUGUGAUUGGUCAACACUAUGUCAACUUACCAAUCAAAUUCGGUUAUUUGGAUGUCCAAGAACAUGCUUUUCGUUAACAUGGCUUUAAUAUAUAGAUGCUAAUGAAGUGCACAAUGGAACAAGAAUAACAUCUGAUAGAUUUCAUCUGUCGUAGGAUAUCACUGCUUCAUUCAUUCAUUUAUAAACAAUUUGGUUUUUACUUUGAAAUGUUUCACUUAUGGAGUUUCUGUCAAUAGGACUAUGUUAUAUAAUAUAUUGUGAUCUUUAGUGAGGCUAGGAUAUUCAACAAUAUAACUUCAACACCGUUCUAAUCUAUGCUUGAAGAAAAUGGCGAGAGGUGAUGAUUCAUAUCAUUUUAUCAUUAAAAUUAAAUAGGCCUACUAAUGCAUUGAAAAGUAAUAAAAUUAAAUCAUUAAAACUUUAGGAUAGUUCAUAAGGAUUGGUUUUCAUUAGACUAUAGUAGAGUACCAGGCGGUAUACCAAUGCAUGGUUAUGGGAAAAAUCCCAUUAAGUUUCAAAAUUCUGGAUCGCAAGUUUCGAACAUAUUUUGUUGUUUCAUAUUUCCAGUCCUACAUGUAGUGUACCUUUGAAAGCUUGUGAACCAAUCUCCAUGCAAGUCUCACUCGCUAUGUGAACUGCACAGGAAUACAACUCUACUUGGGAGAAUGCUUGUGAACACAAUAUAACACAAAGUUAUCAGCAGAUCAGAAAGAACCCUAUCAGAAUUUGGAAUUUUUAUCCUAUGAUACACAAAGUUCAGGUUCUCAAAGAUUGUUUUUAAACUGUGAGGUUGCUGAUUGUUCAUAAAAUCAUUGUGGUAAAAGAUCAAUGCAAAAUUUUCAGAUUUUAGUGGCUGGUGGACAUAAAUUAUACAGUAAAUUGAGCCAAAGGGCACUUAUCCCAGUUUACUUUUGCAAUGAAAUAGAUGUCAAUAUUAAUUUUAUGUAUAGUGUAAUCCUUUAGCAGCAUUUGGUGAUUGAAAACAUAACAAAACUACAUGGUUAUACACAAGCAUGCACCGUUGCUGUCCCAUAUAACUUUACUGUGUAGUUUUGAUAUGUAUAGUGUAGUUGGGAAUUGCAAUGAGUUAUUAGUAAUCACAUGCAGUUGACAAUGUUUAUUUGUUGUAGUUGUAGUUAUAAGUUUUUGAAGUGAUGAUCUUAAUGUCUUCCACUGUUUUUGUCCUGUGAAAACUAGUGCACAGAAUUUGUUCAAAAUGUCCAUUUUCUUCUUAGGUUCAAUUGAAUAAUACAUAAUGCCACCAAACUUUUUAAAAAUUUCAUCCAAAAGAUUUUCCUUUUUGGGGGAGGGGGGCUUGGAUGGCCGCAUGUUAGCAUGUGCGCAUUGUGUCAUAAGGUACAUGUAUGUCAUUGAGAACUGGCGUGGUUUCGAUUAUUCGGUUGCACGUGACAAGGAGUAGGGUCGUCUGUCCAACCUCGUGGGUCCUCCGGUUUCCUCCUAUGCGCAAGCGAAUUAUUGGAUUAAAAUUAAACCAUGUUAUUCCCGAAAUGACCUGGUUUAUGUCAAAUGGACCUUAAACCCCAUUUCUCUCUCUUUCUUCCUUUUUUGGCAUUCUCAAGCAAUAAAAUUAAAAAUUAAAAUGGAUUUUAUGAUUUAUGGAGUUAUUUCCCCUUACACAUUCAUAUGAAUUUACUUUAGCGAAUAAUUAAUACCUUAUUAAAUAUUUAUUAAAAAUUGUUUGUAAUUGGAAUUUAAAGAUGCAAUAAAAGUUUAAUCUGACUCUCAAUACAUGUAUUUAAAUCUUCUAGUCGAAAAUUGCGACUUUAAAUUAAUGCUGUAUCACUACCAACAUCGUCAAUUGCAUUUGUCGGGCAGUAACUCAUUUUUUAAAGCCUAAUCCUUGCUGAAAUUUACUCAAAUUGGAAACUAAGAUUAAAAUAUGGAUGAUAGAUAAAUUUUUGACUUGGAUUCAAUAAGAUUUAAAAAGAGGCCUGAUUUGGAUUCAAUAAGAUUUAAAAAUAGGCCUGUGAAAGCUUGUGUGGACCAUAUCUUAUACAUUGUCUGUACUUGUACGAUUGAGCCAUUUUUGGCCUGAUAUUCUAUUUAUAGAUUCAACUUUCACAAUAUUGUAUUUUUCUCGGGUUUAAAAAUCCCUCAAUUGGAUUAAAACACAGAUCCUAUUUCGUUACGUUUUCUAUAGUUCAAAAUUUCGUUUUACUUGUCUUCACUACACUAGGAUCUGGAGGAAUUGUUAUAUAACCUGUGUUCUGAUUGAUGUGAGGGAUUGGCCAAUGAAGUUCGUUCUAUGAGUGGGUAUCCCACUAGAAACAUCAACGCUGAUGGGUUAAUCAAAUAUCUGACAUCAUAGGGCCAAAAGCCACUCGUAUGACCCCGACACAACCUCCCACUACAACCAGUCAGAACCUCAUGUAGUGGAGGUUGUCGAACGUAUAAAAAAAAACGAAACGAAAUAUGGAUCUCUAUUUUAAUCAGAUUGAAAAAUUGCUCUAAUUACAAUCUGAGAAUUGAAUGUAUUUAGCGUGUAUAUCAUUUUACAUACAAACACUUUGUUGAAUAAUUACAAUUAAAUAACUGCUUAAUUCAAAUGGCUUGUGUUUAUAUUACCAGCAGUGGAUGGCAAUUUUGACACAUUGCAGAUCAUCAUAUCUUUGAAUGGAAGCAUAAUUGGACUGAUAAGUGAUAUUCCAUUUGUAGAUUCAAUUUUUACAAUAUUGAAGUUUGCACCAGAUUUAAAAUCCCUCAAAUGAGGAUCAGAGAUUUUAAUAAUUUCACUUGAGUUCCUAUAAUAUAAAUUGAAAUAUGGCGUUCCAUAAUUAAUUACCCAUUCAUACAAUUGUGCUUUAGAAUUCUAACCUUUAACUUUUCAUCCCAUCUGUAUGGCUGGGUACUUUUCUUGCCAGGCCCUCUGUCCUACACAACUGACAUGGGGGGGGGGGAACCACACAGGAAAAUCCAAGGUAAUGUUUUUGACCAACACUGGGAUCGAACUGGUUCGUGAGCCAGUGUCUUGCUCAUUGCCCAAUGAUACUUUUUUUAAUUGAGUCUAGAAGUCUUGUAAAAUCCAGGUUCGAUUUCGUACUAGAUAUUAAUUAAUUUUAAUUGUUGUUAUCUUUUUUGUGUAUUUCUACAGUUAAAUUUAAAUGAAAUAAUUUUCAUAACACACAUGUAUAGAUGUUAACAAAUAUAGUUAAUGUAGAAUAAAAUAUUUCUAACAGA